Messenger RNA from Clarias gariepinus (North African catfish), 4267 nucleotides. Its product is annotated as P2Y purinoceptor 2-like. Gene Ontology annotation, cellular component: plasma membrane. NCBI's taxonomy places the organism in Eukaryota, Metazoa, Chordata, Actinopteri, Siluriformes, Clariidae. The transcript has a single exon. The record is from RefSeq and is a predicted model, not a curated record. Gene Ontology annotation, biological process: G protein-coupled receptor signaling pathway. Gene Ontology annotation, molecular function: G protein-coupled UTP receptor activity; A1 adenosine receptor binding. Bases 15 to 1001 code for a protein of 328 amino acids.
UUCCAUGAAGCAAGAUGGCUGCCCAAAAUGCAUCCAGUUUCAUCAACAGCAGUGCUUCUAACAGAUGUAAUUUAAGUGAGGAUUUUAAUAACAUCCUGCUACCAGUUGUCUACAGCAUUGUGCUGGUGUUUGGCCUCCUACUCAACCUCACCGCCAUGUAUUCCAUCUGUUGCCGGCUCAAACGCUGGAGCCCCAACACUAUCUACAUGAUCAAUCUGUGUGUGUGUGACACACUCUAUAUCCUUACACUACCCUUUCUGAUCUAUUAUCACGCGUCCAAGAAAAACUGGCCAUUUACUGAAGUUUUCUGCAAAGUUAUCCGCUUUCUCUUCCACACCAAUCUCUAUGGUAGCAUCCUCUUCCUCAGUUGCAUCAACGUCCAUCGCUACAUAGUUGUUUGCCACCCAGUGCGAUCAAUGAGGUGGGUUAAUGCCCGCCGUGCCCGUUACACCUCGUUCGUGAUCUGGGUAGUUGUCCUCAUUUUCCAAGCGCCAGUGCUUUACUUUUCCCGAACCAAGAAUAACACUAUCUGCACAGACACCACAUCGGGAGACCUCUUUAAAUACUUCCUGCCCUACAGCUCUGCCAUUUCGGUUCUUUUCUUUCUAAUACCAUUUAUUAUAGUGAUAGUUUGCAACAGCCUUAUGGUGCAUCAACUCAUACAACCAGGCACAGUAGGAGGUACAGUGUCUCGGCACUCCAAGAAGAAGUCUGUAAAGAUGAUCGUCAUCGUACUGCUGGCCUUCAUAGUCUGCUUUGUGCCCUUCCACUUCACACGGAGUGUCAACUACUUCUUCCGCCACUUUCCGAAUGUAAACUGCAACCUCCGGGAAGGCUCUAGAAUAGCAUACAAGGUCUCAAGGCCCAUAGCAAGCAUUAACAGCUGCAUUGACCCUAUCCUUUACUUCAUGGCUGGCCAGGGUUUUCGGCAAAGUCUACCUAAGUGGAAGCAAGGCCAAAGAGCUGAGGAGGAUAAAGGUUCAACCUCUCAAUCAGAUUAAACAAAAAAAAACAUGAACGUGAAGGACAGAGAGGUUUGCAAGACCAAGGAAUAAAGUGGAAUACUGGAAAAUAGAACGUAAUGGUGGAGCUGUGUUGGAAUUGUAACUUUAAAAGACAGGCCAAAACUGCCAGGGAGCGAAUUCUGCUUUACUUUUAAAUGUGUUUCCAAAAUAACCGCAAACAGCCACACCCAUUUUUUCCCCCCUACAUUUGGUGCUUAGGAAUUACAUGGUAUACCUUUGUAAAGUCUCCUGUACAGUUUUGGCCAUUAUUACCUUUCAACAGCUUUUGCAGGGUUGAGAACUUUGUAAUACUUUGUAGAUAAAACUGUUCUUUUAACUUUAAUAAACAUAAGAAAUCUUUCAGGACGCAAAGAGAGAAAAAGACUAAUACAAAAAAAAAAAAAUGCUGGUGAGGAAACGAUUGUUUAUAGUUGUUAAUGUUAGAAAUAACAUGACCUAACUUGCUUCGUACAUGUUUCACAGCUUUGGUAUUUGGCAAAUUAAACACUACGAAACAUAGUAUGAUAAGUUAUGUGCAGAUAAAUGUUAUAUACAAAUCGACCGACAAAGAAAAAAAUGAGUCCCUGAACUUAAUAGCUUUUAUGUUAUAACAGAUUAUGUACAGUAUUCUAUUUGUAACAAGGUUUUUUUUUAAACAAAUGAUAUGCAGCUUUCAGCAAUGUCUUUUGAGUUAAUGAAUGUGGAUAUAUAUAUAUAUAUAUAUAUAUAUACACACACACAACCGUUCAAAAGUUUUAGAACACUUUUUAACUACAUGAUGGUUCCUGAUUUAAUUCUUUCUACAUUGUAAAGGAAUGCUAAAGGCUGAGAGCCAGUUUCAUUAUGGUACAUGACGAAUUUUGCAAAUGCACUUGACAAUACUGUUUUUGCAAGAACUAUUACAGAAUGGCUGACCUCUGUGUCUUAAAAUAACAACUAACUGUUGUUUUUCUUGUUGUUACGUAAUUAACUAAUUCCAUAUGUGUUAUUUUAUAGUUUUGAAAUCCCCAUAAUUGUUGUAGAAUAUAGAAAAUAAAGCACUAAAAAAAAGAAAUUUGCAAGUGUUCUAAAACGUUUGAACGGUAGUGUGUGUGUGUAUAUAUAUAAUAUUCUUUAUUGAAUUAUUGUAUAUUGUAUAAAAUAUAAAUAUAUAUUUGCAUAUGUCAGCAAGCUUCUGCUUAAUUAAAGCAGAUUAUUCAUUUUUAUUUGUCAUACUUUUUAUUUAUUGUCAAAAUAUUACAUUUCAAAAUCUUAAUCUGUAUACUCAUAUAUCAGUAAGGAAAAAUGUUAAACUAAACUUUAGAAAUUCAUAUAAAAAGCAGUCAGUUACUUUAGUUCUUAUUCUUUAUUUAAAGAUUACAAAUAUCAAGAAAAAGCAUAUAAUUUUAUAAUGAAAAAAUAAUAAUAAAAUAAAAUGAAAAAAGUAAGAAUGAUGCUGAGAAUCUUUUCUUUCCAUUCUCAUUACAUGUCCAUAAUUAUUAAUACCCUUACAAGUAAGGUAGAACCAACAGAUAUUGCAUCCUAAAAUAUCAUAAAAUACUGCUAUUUCUCAGGGUUAUAGACAGCAGUGACAGUGUUGCUUGUGCCUUUUCUGCCAUCAUGAGUUAAAACAACAACAAACAAGGAAAUCAUUAACAUGAAUAUGUGAAAUUUGUUCAUUGUUUGAAUACCACUAUUUCAUAUACUAACUUUUUUUUACUUAAGCAUUUUCACAUUGUAAUUUCCAGCAAAAGUUAAAACUAAGAGGAAUAAGGAUAUCCGCUGUACAACAGGAAAAAAAGUUUUAAGAACAAUUAUAUUUAUCAUCUGUUUUAUGGCUUUGUCUACGCAGAUGUGUGUGCAUGAGUAUGCUUGUGCGUACCACCAGUUUCUUUCAUUUAAAGCGAGAUUAUUUCACCACGAGCAGGCAUUGUUUCAGUGUAAACUCUCACACAUGCAGAGACCUCUUGCUAAAUUUUACAAAGAAAAUAAAAAAAUAAAAAGUGACACAGGGAGGUAGCUUUGAUGAUGCACCAUGAGAUAUUACAGUGGUUUGAUGGGUCAUUAAUUCCCCCUUGUAUUGCUCUUUAGUUUAAAACAAAAGCUAAACUCCAGGCUCUUAACACGUACAGUUACAUUAUAGUUUGUUUUGUUAUUGUAAAGUAUUUGCUACACCAGCGUUAUUUCGGCAUAGUGUUUAAUAUGUUUACAGUGUACCCUAACUGUGCCACAGACAUAAAACUUUCUUUACUGUUUGGAUUUAUAGUUGUGUGUUUUCAAGAAAAAUAUUACAAAAAGUCAUUUUUUAGAAUUAAAUUAAGAUAUCUGCAACUAGUAUGAAAGUAGAUACUGUACCUAGCACUGGCAACCCAUAAGAAAAAAUAUGAUAGUAAAUAUUAUAGUUUUUGAACCUUAAUCUAGUAAAAUUCCUAUAGAAAACUAUAGUAAAUUACAAUGGCAUGCUAUAAUAAAUAUUGCAGCUUCCUACAGCAUGUAGGAAUUACCAUAGUAAAUACUAAAGUUUACUGCAGUAAAUUUGUACUAUAGUAAAUGCUAUAGUUUAUGACAAUUAAAAUAGUAAAUAAUAUAGUUUACUUCAGCACUUACUAAUAACUAGAGUAAAUCCUAAAUUUUACUAUGGCAUUUAGGAACUACUAUAGUAAAUACUACAGUUUACUAAAGUAAUACUAACAUUUGCCACUGUGUGUGUAGUUACUAAAACAUGCUAACUACUAUUGUCAAUAUUACAGUUUAGUGAAGCGUAUAGAAAUGACUAUAGUAAGUACUACAGUUUGCAAUGUAGUGUAGAAAAUUACUAUAACCAUUUAUUACAGUUUAAUAAGGCAUUCUGUAAAUCACUAUAGUAGUUACGGCAUGUAAUAACUACACUAUGGUAAAUACUAAAGUUUACUACAAGAUGCAGUUAAUACUAUAGUAAAUAUUAAAAUUUACUACAGCAUGUAGUCAAAUACUAUAGUAAAUACUACAGUUUACUAAAUCAUGCAAUUAAUUACUAUAGUAAAGUAGUAAAAAAUUACUAUAGUUACUACCCUAUUGUAUAGCAAACUACAGUGGUAAACUGUAAUAUUUUUCCUACAGGAAGCUUUCAAAGCUAGAUGUGUAAAGAAGCUAAGUCUUUCUUUAAAGAACAAAUCAUUUAAAGUAUUUUUUCCCAUGCCCACCUAGUGGAGAUGAAAUAUAAUAAAAGCUAAAACCUGACUAGGUUGCUACAACUGAAGGAAGAAACAGAAUACAGUUUUCUUAAAGCAUUAGCUUCUUCCCAG